AUACCCGACCUCUACUAUUGUGACAUCCACCAAAGGGAAGAGAAUAAAGUCUGUCACGCGGGCGCGCGCUGUUUGUCGCCACUGACUGCUGCACACGGAGGGAAACGGUACGCUGCUCUCUCUCGGGCUGUGCUCAGAUCCUAUCUCUUAUCUCACCCGCCCUCGGUCUGUUUACACGCAAAACAGUCCGUUGUUGACUGGAAUACGAUACGAAGAUCCUGCUUCUAGGCAGGUUUUCUACACGUGUUCUACUGCUCAGUAUGCCAGAACGCAUGGACUAAUUUAAGGACGAUGGCUUCGUUGCGAAUGGUCGCCAAACUCCGGGCUGGAGUUGUCGGAUGUACUAAACCGUUCCGCUACGCACUCAAAACAACCCGAUCUCCGGUGAAAUUACUGCAUACGAUCCAUCCCAGACAGCCACAGUGGAGGUGUCCUCCCCAAGUGGUCUUCUGCAGUACUGUAGCACCCUCUUGUGAUGUGGUGUUGCAGUAUAAACAUGGACGACCGGUGCUGGCUGUGCCGCUACCCUCCAGGCAGGAGAGCUGUCUGUUCUUCCUCAGGCCCAUGUUAAUGACUGUAGGAGACCUCAUCCACGACCUGCAGAGAGAAGACCCAGGAGUCACCUCUGCCUCUGUGCACACCAAGGAUGGUGCACGGGUAGCUAACAGCACCUCUAUAGACAGUCUCCUGGACAAAGACUUCCAGCUCCUCAUCAAUGAUGCUGUAUACAACAUCCACUCCCCUGAAAGAGGUGAAGCAACUCUUUCCCAAAACAUAGAGGCGUCCAGUGUGUCCAGUGAGCAUGUGGUGGACGUGGAGGACAUGAAGCACAUGGUGCAGCUGCUCCACACGGCCCUCCACCUGCCCGACCACCACCUGCUGAAGGAGAGGCAGCUGCUGGAGAGACUGGAUGGACUCAAACAGGACCUCUCACCUCUGGAACAGGUGAAGGCACAGCUGGCGCGCAGUGCAGAGUUCCACUCCUCCAGGACUCUGUGGACAGGUGUGGCCCUGCUGUCUGUGCAGGGCGGGGCCUUGGCCUGGCUCACCUGGUGGGUGUACUCCUGGGAUGUCAUGGAGCCCGUCACCUACUUCCUCACCUACUGCACCAGCAUCGGAGUCUUCUCCUACUAUGUCCUCACCAAGCAGGAUUAUGUGUAUCCAGAUGCCAAAGACAGGCAGUUCCUGUAUUACUUCCACAAGGGUGCCAAGAAGGAGCGCUUCAACGUGCAGAAGUACAAUGAGCUGAGAGAGGAGUUGGCUUCGGUGGAAGAAGAUUUGAGACGUCUAAGGAAUCCAACCCAACUUCAGCUCCCUGUAGAACAGAUCCAGAGCCAGCCAUGAAGAGCAGCACCACAUCAAACUGAAGGACUACUGAGCAGCAGCAUUUCAUCCCAUUUAUUUUGAUAACAAUGCAUUUUUCUUACUAACCCUGCAGAUCAUUUUAGAGUUUUGGUUUACACCGUUUACAAUGUUGGAAGUCAUUUGUGGUAAUAGAAGUAUAGUAAUAAAUAUAUGAGAAAGCAUCUUCCUGAAUACUAAUCAUAUUUUCUCUGCAUUCCUGGCCAUUGCAGUAAUUCAAUAUAGUAGCUAGUGUCAUUUCUAUAGAAGAGCAAAGUUAUGAAUAGUGAUGUGUAUAUAAUGAGAUGAUCCAUUCUGAAUGUUUACAAAGAUUAAGAGGAACUGAGACUGAACACAAAUUACAUUUCAAUAUUUUAUUGCACCUCAAUUCAGACUUUUGUUUCAAUCAUCAAAACCCCAAACAUAUUUCAACAGUUUUACAACUGCCAUUUUAUAAAUGAGAGAUUCUAACUCAAUAGGAGCCCCACGCACCUCUCCAAAUGCUAUUAGUGCAAACCCAAUCUCCCAAAAGGUCAGAGAUACAUUUCCCUGGUGGACCACAAAACAAGACAAGUACAUUACUCUUACUAAGCAGUGGUUCCUUAUAUUCACCCAUGGAGACUAAAAUGGUCCUCAUUUUCUUGAACAAUUCAGAAAUAGAAACAUGAAUUGGUGUCCAGCACUCAGGUUCACAUACAAAUGAGUAAUACCUCAUGCAUUGUCAUUGCUUUAGUAAAUAUCUCCCAGGUGACUAACAAUUAUUUAUUUUUUAAACAUGAGAUGGUCUGUUGAUUGGUACCCUGAGUUGUCUUAUCUGAGUUAUAUAAUGCACACUUGCGCAUAUUUUCUGGCUGAAGAAUAUGUCUGUAGUCAUGUGGUGUACAAAAAAGAUUGGUAGUGUUAAAGUUGUUCAGUAUUGGAGCGGCAGGUAGCCAAGUGGUUAGAGAUGCGAGCCAGCAACCGGAGGGUUUCCAAUCCCAGCCCAGAUGGAAUGU
Molecule: messenger RNA, 2336 nt
Organism: Oncorhynchus kisutch (coho salmon)
Lineage: Eukaryota; Metazoa; Chordata; Actinopteri; Salmoniformes; Salmonidae
Product: calcium uniporter protein, mitochondrial-like
Exons: 8
Coding region: 292-1344 (350 amino acids)
Biological process (GO): mitochondrial calcium ion homeostasis; calcium import into the mitochondrion
Cellular component (GO): uniplex complex
Molecular function (GO): calcium channel inhibitor activity
Source: RefSeq, a predicted model, not a curated record